CAACCAGCUCCGCCUGCAGCUCCAGCAGCGCCUGCAGGGCCAGCAACAGCUGAUCCAUCAGAACCGUCAGGCGCUCCUCAACCAGUUCGGAUCUCCCGUGGGGAUCAACAUGAGGCCGGGGAUGCAGCAGCAGCAGCAGCAGCAGCAGCAGCUGGCGCCGCAGCCCCCGCUGAACGCUCAGAUGUUGGCGCAGCGUCAACGCGAGCUCUACAGCCAACAGCACCGGCAGCGGCAGCUGAUGCAGCAACGCGCCCUCCUCAUGCGCCAGCAGAAUUUCGGGAAUUCCGCCGCCGGAAUUGCCAUGGGAAACGCCAGGUUGGCUCAAGGCCCGCCCCAGCAGUUCCCGUAUCCCCCCGGUUACGGUACGAGCGCCGGGAACGGCGGCGGAUCCGGCUUUUGCGGAGAGGCGGCGGCGCUGGGGAAUCGCGGAUCGCUGGGGAGUCGCGGGAUGAUGGGAGCGCAGUUCGGAGCCGGAGCCGGGAUGGGCCCGGCGGGGAUCCAGCAGAGUUUGUUUCAAUAUUCGGGAUCAGGGAUGGCGCAGCAGAGCGACGGCGCCUUCGCGCCCGCCCUGAGCCCCGGCAGCCCCCUGAUGUCACCGCAGCUGCCGCCGGCGCCGCCCGCGCCCGGAUACCAAUCGCCGGAAGUGAAAUCGUGGAAUAACGGGGUGUUCGGGCAGGCUCCGGCGGCUCCGGCGGCUCCGGCGGGGAUGUACAACAACAUGAGCAUCACCGUGUCCAUGGGCGGCUCCGGCGGCUCCGGCGCCGUUCCCGGCAUGGCAGCCAUGGCCGGCGGAAUUCCCAUGAAUUCCAUGAUUCCCGGGAUGAAUUCCAUGUGCUCCGAGCAGGUCCCGGACGCGGCGCUGAGACCUCCAGGGCUCUUCUGUAACCAGCUGGGCUCCGGGGAGCUGCUCAAGGCCGAGCCCGACGGCGCCCAGGUUCAGCAGGUCCAGGUGUUCGCCGACGUCCAGUGCACGGUGAAUUUGGUGGGAGAUCCCUACCUCAACCCGCCGGCUCCGUUGGCCAAUCCCAAAAAUCCCGCUCCGCCGCCGCCGCCGCCGCCGGGACAAGGGAAGAGCCUCCUGCAGCAGCUGCUGACGGAAUAAAACCCCCGGGAAAACGUCAGGAAUUCCCCCAAAAAAAUGAAAAUAAAAUAUAAAUAAAUUUACGAAACUCGGGAAGAUGGACACGAAA
Messenger RNA from Cyanistes caeruleus (blue tit), 1190 nucleotides. The record is from RefSeq and is a predicted model, not a curated record. NCBI's taxonomy places the organism in Eukaryota, Metazoa, Chordata, Aves, Passeriformes, Paridae.